Argiope bruennichi is the source of this 950-nucleotide messenger RNA. RefSeq names its product tax1-binding protein 3 homolog. Bases 194 to 556 code for a protein of 120 amino acids. The record is from RefSeq and is a predicted model, not a curated record. The transcript has a single exon. Lineage: Eukaryota; Metazoa; Arthropoda; Arachnida; Araneae; Araneidae. Gene Ontology annotation, molecular function: protein binding.
UGAGUAUUAUUAUACAUACUACGCUAACGCUUUCUCCUUUUUUGGAAAAAGGGGAACGAAAUAAAGAAAAUGCCGCAGUCCGCAAGUGGGUGAGGCAUUUGUCUGAACUCAAAUCUGCGCAAAUUCUGGUCCAGUUCGAGCUAAUUUAUUAAUUCAAUCGCUGGUUUUUAUCUGAAAUCUAAUAAGCGGAACUAUGGCUUUCGAGCAUCAACCAGGAAUGGCAAUGGAAUGUUUGAGCAUCCCUAUAAAGCUCACAAAAGAACCCUCAAUGGAUCCAGAUGGUCGAGAAAUCUUGAAAUGUGGCUUUAAGAUUGGGGGUGGAAUUGAUCAAGACUUCAACAAGAGUUCUUAUGGGUAUAAAGACAGUGGAAUUUAUGUCACUGAAGUAAGUCCCAACACACCAGCUGCCAAAUGUGGAUUGAAAAUUCACGAUAAGAUUCUACAAGUUAAUGGUUAUGACUUCACCAUGGUAACUCAUAACAAAGCUGUUGAAUAUAUUAAGAAAAGCCCAGUGCUAAAUAUGUUGGUAGCAAGAAAGGGAGUUACUCAUUCUUGAAUUUCAUUCAAGAAUUUUAUAUAUUCAUUUCAAUAUGUGACUUUUCUAAUUUGGAACAUAUUUUGACCAAUUUUUGUACGUUUUUACCAUUUUUUUUUUUAAAUAUACAUUUUUACUUUACUCUGUGCUCAUGAUUAAAUUGCUGAAGAGAAAUUUUAUAUGUUCAUUAAAUAUUUUUCCCAUUCCCCCUAAGCAUUAAUUUAAAAAGCAUUAUGAAAUAAUCUAUAGUUUUAAUGCUUUUGUAUACUUGAAAAUGAAGAUAAAAUGGACUUUCAAAUGAAAUUAAUUUUUUGCUAAAAAAUUUUUUUCAUUCAUUUAUAGCAAAUUAUUUAUGUUAAGAAAGAAUGUGAAUCCUUCUAUGUAUAAAUCAUUUCAUCUUCCAUUUUGUUGUAAU